Messenger RNA from Drosophila simulans, 1428 nucleotides. It is a transcript of the gene Rpt6, whose product is annotated as 26S proteasome regulatory subunit 8. The record is from RefSeq and is a predicted model, not a curated record. Gene Ontology annotation, biological process: proteasome-mediated ubiquitin-dependent protein catabolic process. Gene Ontology annotation, molecular function: proteasome-activating activity; ATP binding; ATP hydrolysis activity. NCBI's taxonomy places the organism in Eukaryota, Metazoa, Arthropoda, Insecta, Diptera, Drosophilidae. The transcript has 3 exons. Gene Ontology annotation, cellular component: proteasome regulatory particle, base subcomplex. Bases 143 to 1360 code for a protein of 405 amino acids.
GUGCAGUGCGACAACGAGCAUGUGCCAUCUCGAAAAGCAAAUGCCGAGUCAUACAAUAAAGACGAAUUAAUUCGACAUCUUGCAUUGUGAUCCUUCAGUUUGACAAAUAAUAACAAAUUAAAGUGCAAACAAGAAUCGUAAGAUGACGGUGACGAAUCGGAUGGAAAUCGAGUCGGCCUACCAAAAAGGCGAGGGAUUCCGGUCCUACUACAUCCAAAAGAUCGAGGAACUGCAGCUGGUGGUGGCCGAGAAGCACCAGAAUUUGAGACGUCUACAGGCCCAGCGCAAUGAGCUCAAUGCUAAAGUUCGGAUGCUGCGGGAGGAGCUGCAGCUGCUCCAGGAGCAGGGUAGCUAUGUGGGCGAGGUUGUGAAGCCCAUGGACAAGAAGAAAGUGCUGGUUAAGGUCCAUCCCGAGGGCAAGUUCGUCGUCGAUCUGGACAAAAACAUCGAUAUCAACGACGUAACCCCCAAUUGCCGUGUGGCCCUGCGCAAUGAGAGCUAUACGCUGCACAAGAUUCUGCCCAAUAAGGUGGACCCGCUGGUCUCGCUUAUGAUGGUUGAAAAAGUUCCAGACUCCACAUACGAAAUGGUUGGCGGCCUGGACAAACAGAUUAAGGAGAUCAAGGAGGUGAUUGAGUUGCCCGUAAAGCAUCCAGAGCUGUUUGAUGCCUUGGGUAUUGCCCAGCCGAAGGGAGUGCUCCUUUAUGGACCUCCAGGUACAGGAAAGACUUUGCUGGCCAGGGCCGUUGCCCACCACACCGAGUGCACCUUCAUUCGCGUCUCUGGCUCGGAGCUGGUCCAGAAAUUCAUCGGCGAGGGUUCGCGCAUGGUUCGAGAACUCUUUGUAAUGGCCCGUGAACAUGCCCCUUCAAUUAUUUUCAUGGACGAAAUCGAUUCCAUUGGCUCGUCGCGUAUUGAGUCAGGUUCCGGCGGCGAUUCCGAGGUGCAGCGUACUAUGCUGGAGCUACUCAACCAGCUGGACGGCUUUGAGGCCACCAAGAACAUCAAGGUGAUCAUGGCCACCAAUCGCAUUGACAUCCUGGAUCCCGCUCUGCUGCGUCCCGGCCGCAUUGAUCGCAAGAUCGAGUUCCCGCCACCAAACGAGGAGGCGCGUCUGGACAUCCUGAAGAUCCACUCCCGUAAGAUGAACCUCACGCGUGGCAUUAAUCUGCGCAAGAUCGCCGAGCUCAUGCCAGGUGCAUCGGGUGCCGAGGUCAAGGGCGUCUGCACGGAGGCCGGCAUGUAUGCGCUGCGCGAACGUCGCGUCCAUGUCACCCAGGAGGACUUCGAGAUGGCCGUGGCCAAGGUGAUGCAGAAGGACUCGGAGAAGAACAUGUCUAUCAAGAAGCUGUGGAAAUAGGCGUUGAUCGGCCAUUGCAAAAGAACCCUUAUUUUAUAUUCAAUAAAUACAUCAGUUAGUAACAUAAA